UACGGUUGCAGUAAUCUUAGUCCUUGGUGUGUUGUUUUGACCUCAUUAUUGGACUGUGUUUGGAAGGACAUAAACGUAAAUGUCAUUCUCACUUUUAUAGUAUGUCUUACACUGCGCCUUCUACAAUUUGGAUGCUUACGCCACAUGUAGGAAUCCCGUCUGCGUUAGACUACAUCUUCAGCCGUUACACUGUGGGAGAUCAGCUGGGCAAAGGUGGAUUUGGGGUGGUGUAUGAAGGAACGCGUCUGGAGGAUAAUAUUAAAGUGGCUUUGAAAUACGUCACAAAGACGGAGCAAAUGGAAUGUGUAUUCCUUCCUGAUCAUGCAGAGCCUCUUCCAAAAGAGAUCGCCCUCACCAUCAUGGCGAAUAAAGGUCGAAGAGUGCCAGAGAUCAUCCGGCUGCUGGAGUGGAGGGACCACCUGACCACUUCGUCAUGGUCCUGGAACGUCCUCUCCUGUGUUCCACCGUGA
Puntigrus tetrazona (Sumatra barb) is the source of this 470-nucleotide messenger RNA. Its product is annotated as serine/threonine-protein kinase pim-2-like. The coding region runs from base 102 to 470 and encodes 122 amino acids. The transcript has 5 exons. The record is from RefSeq and is a predicted model, not a curated record. Gene Ontology annotation, cellular component: cytoplasm. Gene Ontology annotation, molecular function: ATP binding; protein serine/threonine kinase activity. Lineage: Eukaryota; Metazoa; Chordata; Actinopteri; Cypriniformes; Cyprinidae. Gene Ontology annotation, biological process: protein autophosphorylation; regulation of mitotic cell cycle; negative regulation of apoptotic process.